This is a messenger RNA of Aphanomyces invadans, 2913 nucleotides long. Its product is annotated as AGC/NDR protein kinase. NCBI's taxonomy places the organism in Eukaryota, Oomycota, Saprolegniomycetes, Saprolegniales, Verrucalvaceae. The transcript has 5 exons. Gene Ontology annotation, molecular function: ATP binding; protein serine/threonine kinase activity. Gene Ontology annotation, biological process: peptidyl-serine phosphorylation; intracellular signal transduction. The record is from RefSeq and is a predicted model, not a curated record. Bases 28 to 1512 code for a protein of 494 amino acids.
AAGGAUUUGUGAAAGUGGAGAAGGACGAUGGAGGAGAUUAGUUCCAAGACCUUGGAGAAGGCGAGCGUGACCAAGGCGUACUUGGAGCAGAAGUAUGCGAUCAUGAAGAAGGAGCGCGAGGAGAGCCGCAUGCGUCGCAACAUUCUCGAGCAAAAGAUGCAGAGCCUCAAGCUGGGUGAACCUGCCAAGGAAUCGUACCGAGCCGAGUUGCGCAACCAAGAACUGAAUCACAUGCGCCAACAGCGAAAGCGUCUCACGAUCCAGGAUUUCCAGUCGCUGGCGGUCGUGGGGCGUGGGGCGUUUGGAGAAGUGCGGCUAGUUCGCAAGAAAGAUUCGGGCGAAGUUUUUGCUUUGAAGAGCAUGCUGAAGAGCUCCAUGGUAAUGAAGAACCAAGUCGGCCAUGUGCGAGCUGAACGAGACAUCCUCGCCAUGGCCGACAACGAGUGUCAGUGGCUCGUCACGCUGCAGUACUCGUUCCAAGACACCAGUCGCUUGUACAUGGUGAUGGAGUACCUUCCUGGAGGCGACUUGAUGGGUCUCUUGAUCAAAGAGGACAAGCUGAGCGAAGUCACGACGCGGUUCUACGCCGCCGAAAUGGUCAUGGCGAUUGAAUCGGUCCACGAACUCGGGUACAUUCAUCGCGACAUCAAGCCCGAUAACGUUCUCUUGGACGCGUUCGGCCACAUCAAGCUGACAGAUCUUGGUUUGUGCAAGAAGAUGGAUAUGGCGCAGCAGGAAAUGCUUCCCAUCACGAACCACACAAUGUCCGAGGCAGCGCAAGGCCAACCUGUCACGGAGCGCAGUCGACCGUACUGCCGCAACCGCCAAGUCGCGUUCAGUACGGUGGGAACACCCGACUACAUCGCCCCCGAGGUGCUGCUGCAGCAGGGGUAUGGCCAAGAGUGCGACUGGUGGUCCAUGGGCGUCAUCUUGUACGAAUGUCUUGUUGGGUACCCGCCAUUCAAUGCAGACGAUCCCAUGUCGACGUGCCGGAAGAUUGUAAAUUGGAAGCAGACCUUGGUUUUCCCGACCGAAACGAUUCAAUCGUUGAGCCCGCAUUGCGUCGACUUUAUUCGACGCCUCAUCUGCAACGCCGACCAGCGCCUCGACUUGGCCCGCAUCAAGGCGCACCCGUGGUUCCACGGCAUCGAGUGGCGGACGUUGCGCACUCAACCGUCGCCACAUAUUCCGUCUCGCGGCGGUGCUGAAUUCCAUGACAUGUUGCAGAAACUGCAGCAUCUCGACCCAUCCGACGCCCAGUACCAAGCGCUCGUGAAGCAGAUCACGGCCAACUUUGAUGAAUUUCCCGAUCAGGGCCUUGGCAGUGGCCAUUUCGACGAAGGUGGCGAUGGCGGCUCGUCCGCCGGCCACGGCAAAGGACUGGCCAACCCUGGUGGCGAGGGCGAGUACAACAAGUUUAUCGGGUACACUUAUCGACGAAAACCCAAGGUCCGCGUUGCGCUGGACGAUGCGUUUCAAGAUGGAGGAGUCGCCCCAAGCGCGAAAUCGUAGGUAGGCAAGAUGCUCAAGACUCAUUUCUCUGCUAAAUGGUUCGAGUUGGGAACGACUGAACGGUUCUUUACGAGCGCGAGGAUAUCGUUGACAUGCAAGGCACGCAUCCGCCGAGGCGCGAGUCCACCGCUGCGCUUACGUGGAACCGAUGGUCGAUUCGAUAUGGAGCGGAGGUGUCAUGCUUGACGGUGGAGGAUGAAUACGCUAGUAAAAGAAGGCGCCGACCCCAGCAUCGCAAUUCGUCGCAUGCUCGACGGUGGGCUCUCGUUCAUUGCUCCAUACCCGCCCUGAGGAUGGUCCAGUGGCCCCCAUGCAUUAUUUCGGUGAACCGCAUCGAUACGCCACGUCCCCUUGGGAAAAUGUAGACGACGCCAUCAGGUCAACUGCCGUUUGGAGCGACUCGACUGCAACCCACUUCAACGCCUUUCGACUUCUGGCUGUCCUUGUCGACUUCGGUGACCUUGACGCUCAUGCCAAAUGUGUAAGUGGUGGGGACUCGAGGACUCGGUCCCGUUACACUUCGCUUCUGCCUGUCGGGUCGGUGCCAAACUGCCCAUCGCAUGGUCGUGGGACCACGUUGACGUCACGUAGAGAGAUGCCCGUCCCCUUACUGGCAGAGAAGCAGUGCCUCGAUAGGGUCCCAAGUUGAAUGGGCGAUAAAGUUCAUCGUGGCGGUGUAAGUGUUGCCUCUCUGGUGCGUUUACCCAGGCAAACUCUAGCUCAGGCUCGUCGGAGUGGUAAAGACAGUAGCAAUUGUACCCACCGAUGGCUAGCGUCAUGUUUCAACAGCGACAAAGCCUCCUGGAUAGAUCCGCACGUGGCCCCGCACAUAACGCGGUGUUGCGGAUCGCACAGUGUCCAGGUUAGUGCGACUUGCGCUGGAUUACAAGCGCCCUUGCUUGCGAGGCGCGAUUUCAACGAGGUAAUGGUCACGAAACAUGUCACACCGAUGUAUGACAGAGGAGCGUUCGGUCAGAAUCCAUGGCUGUGCGCAGUGUCAACUCUAACGCGAGGGACCCACGGGAGAAGUCGAUCGCACCUUCGACUUGGAAACGUGCCGACGGAAUGCCAUCCUUCUUUGAGCACAGUAUGACGAUGCCGCACCACCUUGACUCAGCCAUGCGAAGAUCCCGCACAGGGAUGUUGCUACGUGCCUUGACACAAUGGCUUUCCAUGCACAUGCGCAUUCGAUUCGAGCGUCGCUCCGAAACUUACCUUGGCUCCAGGAUCUUAGCAAUCCUGUGCCCCACCCCAGAGCCCAGAGCAACCCCACUCGCAAAGGUAUCAUCCAUUUCGCCCUCGAUUGCCGCACUGCUUGUGUUCCAGAAUGCCAACACACCCGCGUGCUUCCUCCGUCGGAUCUGUCGUUCGUCCGCUUCGUGAUGCACUGUUCGGUCACGA